This is a messenger RNA of Lactuca saligna, 669 nucleotides long. NCBI's taxonomy places the organism in Eukaryota, Viridiplantae, Streptophyta, Magnoliopsida, Asterales, Asteraceae. The record is from the annotation of a GenBank genome assembly.
AUGCUAAGCGUACUCCUGAAGUAUGCCCAAUGUACUAAGGGACCAUUAUGUUAUAAGUUUUUAUUUCAAGAGUGUAAAGGGUAUUUACCUGAUUUGGAGUGUUACAAUAUUCUCAAGACUCAAGAGUAUCAUCUGAGAACAAUCAUCGAAAGUGUUGAUAAGAAACAUGAAGAGAGAAUGGGUAAUCAGUCUAGCAAUUUUGAAUAUGAGAUUACUAAGUUACACGAAGUUGUGAAGGAGCUUCAUGAGCUCUUUGAGAAACAAGUAUCUGAAAUGAAAGCUUUUCUUGAACUCAAGGUUAAUUAUCUUCGAACCUCGAUGUCGAAAGAGGUUAAAAUAUUGGAUGAUAAUUACAACUUGUUGCAUAAGAAGGUUGAUGUUUUAUCCCGUGCAACUACUCAUUUGAUUGAAGAUAUCACUGCUUUCAACAAGGAUUAUGAUCUCAAAGUUAAAAGUGAUAAGGAUGAUAAAGUGUUUGAAAAGAGUUCCAUCUCUCAAGAUUCCAUUUCUUCAAUGGUUUCGAACAUUGAGACAAGCAUCAAAGCAGAGUUGGCUCCAAUCCUCAAUCUAGUCCUUCGUCUACCAACAAAUGCUCCACCAUCUAUGCACGUCUCGCAAGGGGUAGAAAGAGGUGUUAGUUUGUCUAAGAGAUCUGGUGAAGACACAUGA